GCAAUCAUAGACAAAUCUUUAAACCACUAAUCCGUGAUGUACUCUCUCUCCCGUUAAAAAAUGUGGAAUAAAUUGAAUAAAUUUCUCAUUAUUGUUCCGUUAAUUGUAGUUACAAAUGUAGAAUAUUAAAUUCGUGAAAUAUUUGUUCAAGUGGUAUCAGUCAUCACUUUAUAAAUAUCGAGAUAUAAGGCAUUUGCUUAUCAAAAUGCCGUCAACCCACCUAAACCUACGCGAGGAUGACGUAGUCCGGCUGGCCCUAGAGUUUCUACACAACCGCGACUUGCACAUUACACAACUAUCAUUAGAGCGUGAAACCGGAGUUAUUAAUGGCAAUUUCGCUGAUGACGUAUUGUUCCUACGUCAGCUUAUCCUCGACGGACAAUGGGAUGACGUACUGGAGUUUAUUCAACCACUUAGCGCUCUUAAAGCUUUUGAAGCGGACAAAUUUAAUUACGCUAUUCUAAGGCAUAAGUAUAUAGAAUUGUUAUGUAUAAGAUCUGAAAUUAAAGCUUAUAAUAAUGUGGAAAAUAUCGUAGAUGAAGUUGUCAAGGUCCUUAGUGAUUUAGAGAAGCUAGCGCCCUCGAAAGAAGAAUACUCAAAUCUAUGUUUAUUGUUGACCUUACCCAGUAUUACUGAUCACGCCCAGUUUAAGAAAUGGAACCCUAGCAAUGCGCGCGUUCAGUGCUUCAGAGAGGUGUAUCCUCUCGUUGAACAAUUCUUGCCUUGCGAUAAAAAAUCGAGCGGUUCUGUGUCUAAAUGUGCAAAAAAUGAUCGAUUAAUGCAAUUACUCAUAAAGGGAAUUUUGUAUGAAUCAUGUGUUAACUACUGCCAGGCCAAAGCCACGGGCUCCAAGGAAGCACAAUCAAAUGAAGUAAAUUUUUCAAGAUUAUUAGAUGGUUCUGGGUUUGAUGAAUCAGAUCUGAGUUUACUAUCAUGGCUACAGUCUAUUCCUGCCGAGACAUUUAGUGUUCCGUUUGAACAGAGAAUGUUGAAUGUAGAUGUGGAAAAGUUAGAGCGUCCGUCGUUACAUACUUCAUGGACGGAGCACAUGCUGGUUACGCCCAUAAAACCACGCACAUUCCCCCAUUUGGCGAUGCCAUUUAGGCGACCACGCUCGGCCGCCGAUGCUAUGACGAGAUCAUUGCGUCCGCUUCCUGACGGUGCUCCCCGGCACCCAGCUGUUAUGGCUCUCUCGGCAAUCGAUUAUGGCCCGUCAUCUUCAUGUUUUGCUGGAUUUCAUUUAACUGGAAUUAAGGGCAGCAGACUGAUGAACACUUCUGUUGAUAGAUUAUUUGACAGUAAAAACGCCGAGAGUAUUUUUAACGGGCUAAACGAAUCUCUCAAAACUAUCGAUGAAACAUUGAAACCCAUCGGCGAGUACACAGGCUCUUCGAAAACGAACGACAGUAGUAUCGGCGCGUCUAACGCCACUACUCCCGAGCACAGGGGGCAAGAUUACUCAGCCUCUACGUCGAUAUCAAACACGGCAGCGUCGACAGAACGCUCAUCACUCGCAGAGCGCACGCCGCAGCAAGCUGAAGCGGCAAUGCUGCCCGGCGCCGAUGGCGAUUUUAGAAGGGAACUACUAAAAGAAUAUCAAAUUCAGAAACAACGCGAGUGCGAUGAUUAUCUUCGUAAUCUUUGCUCUUCAGACUUGAGGCAACAGAAAAUGGUGGAACAAAUAGAAGAUGUUGCAUCAGCUUUUCCGUCAGCUGUCAAGAAUCCACAACAGAUAACUGCAGAUAAAAGUCGUGAGCAGCCGCCUUUUAUCAGGAAAAACGACACUAUCGAAACGCCGGAUAUGGGAGACACGAAAAACGCACAAAUGAGAAAUGGUGGUCACACGGGUGUGCCCAUCUCGAAUCCGAGUAAUGUGGGUGUAGGACCGGAGGUAAACGGAUCCAGGCCCACCUUCAAACCUGUCACAGUGUUGGAAGAUCUUCAGGCGGUCCGAUGUGCAGAGUUUCAUCCAAAUGGCAAGCUAUACGCCGUCGGAUCUAAUACAAAGACUCUCAGGAUAUGCACAUACCCUAAGAUUGAGGAUGUCAAGGACACUAGCACUCCAUCUGCACCAACAGUGUUACUGAAGCGCACCAAACACCACAAGGGGAGCAUUUACUGCCUAGCAUGGAGUCCAGCUGGCGAUCUGCUCGCUACAGGCUCCAACGACAAGACUGUCAAACUGAUGAGGUUCAACAGCCAUGCAUGCAAUUUGGAAGGACAGGAGGUUGAGCUGACGAUGCACGACGGUACCGUCCGUGACGUCUGCUUCAUCGAAGACACGUCAAACAAGACCAGUCUGUUGGUCAGCGGCGGCGCUGGCGACUGUAAGAUUUACGUCACUGACUGCGCUACAGGCAAAACUUUCCAGGCGUUAAGCGGACACUCUGGACAUAUACUGUCCCUGUACAACUGGGGCGGCGCCAUGUUUGUCUCGGGCAGUCAAGAUAAGACUGUGCGUUUCUGGGACCUGCGCACGGGCGGCUGCGUCAACGUUAUUUCGCCUCCGGCGGGACAGCCUAACAAGGGAUCGGCAGUGGCAUCGCUAGCGGUAGACCCAAGCGGCCGGCUGUUGGUUUGCGGUCAUGACGACGGUUCGUGCGCACUGCAUGACGUGCGCGGCUCCCGAGCACUGCAGCGCUUCACGCCCCACUCAGGCGACUUGCGCAGCGUUCGCUUCUCACCCGGCGCCUACUAUCUGCUCACAGCCGGCUAUGAUGGACGCGUCGUUUUGACUGACCUCCAGGGUGACCUGACUUGCGCCCUGCCGAGUGUCCCCGUGGCCAGACACCCCGACAAAGUGAUAUCCGCCCGGUGGCAUCCUGACGAUUUCUCGUUCCUAUCAACUUCAGCUGAUAAGACCGCCGUGCUGUGGACUAUACCCCCCGUUUAGCCUACAUCGUACCGAGUCCCACCGGCUAGGACAAGAGCAAAAGCUCGAGCAACGUAUUGACGUCAUCAAUAUCCUACAUGACACGUAAUCUCCACGAUUCCACUACAUUCACCGUGCCUCACCCAACAGCUUUGCCUUACAAUCAUUUAAAAAGAAAUAGAACAAUAAAUAGAUAAUAGUUAUUACAUAGGAUUAACAAAAAAACAAAACACGGUGAAUUUGGUAGAAUCUGUAUCUAUGUAACAAAAGUACAGGAAUUAAUCGUGGAAGUAUUUACAUGAAGGUACAAUUUAUACGACAAUAUCGAACUUCGACCGACUGGGCGGUACGAUACGAACAAAAAUAAAAGCACCAAUUUACGACGUUUACUAAAUAUCGCCUAUGCAUUGCACCUUAAAUGAUGCCUGUAUGCGACAAUCUGAAUUCGCUUUUAUCGCGACUGUAUAGCGAGUAUUUUGCUUACAUACCUCUGAACUUUUCAAUUGCAUAUUAAUAUGAAAUUUAACACCCCUUGUGGUUAAUAUGUAGUUAUGAAUAAUUGAGAUGUUUAACCUCCAAUGAGAGGAAAUUAAUUGUAAUUAUGUAAAAUAAAAAAUGGUGUUAUUGUGGGCCUAAUAUCAGUGUGCUGAAAGGCAGGUCUAGUUAAAAUAUGAGAAUAUUUGAAACUAUUUCAGAUAUAAAAUCAUUACGAUCAGCCUUUCUUUAUUUUAUCAUUAUGUGUAAUGUCAAAUGGCUCUUAUUUGUAUUAACAUUCAUCUAAAUGUCGAUGUUUGCCCUUAAGUUUAAAAAAUAGAAUCUAAGUUUAGUAAAAUAGCUGUACUAGACAAGCGAUUCAUUAGUAACUGAUGUUUUUGACGUUUACAGCGCUUACUGUUAAUAGUGAUGUGCUGUAAGAAGGCAUUCUAAUCUCAUUAUUUUACUAAGCUUUAAACUAAAUGAUUUGUCCACAGCACCGAUAUAGCGCUAAGCAAAAACUUCUAUACUUAAUGUUAAUUUGUUUCGUGGACGAGGCGCAGUCGUCUAUUCAGUAAGCGUAGAUUACGUAGUCACAAGUAGGUAGUAAUUUGUUUUGUCACAACAACCCUAGGUUUACACAGUAGCUACGUAAAGCCCACUAAUGUACUGAUCUUCAAAUAUAUCACAUAAUUCUAGUUCACAAUAGAACAUGACUUAUUUAUGUACGGUGACACGGCAAUAGUACUUCGGAAAAAUCUUUACAACACAGGCAGAUUUGUCGAUUACUUUAAGAAAGUAGAGUUAAGACAAUAUAUUCAUUGAACAAUGCCAUCCAGACUCAGUCAAAUUAUUUACUUCCUUGAGAAAAAUAAGUCUGUCUGUCGAUAUUAGUGACGCUAGUUACUUCUGCAGUCUUUGGAGAAAAACAAGUAAGAAACUCCAAAGAUAUUGACAGUAUUUACAAUUCCAUAAGUGUGCAAACCGUUCACCGUAGCACUGAUAAAUAUAAUACAUAAUAAUAAUUAGACAGGGGAUUUUCGACAUAUAAUUGGUUUUUAUUAAAAUGGACUACGGAAAUAUGUGUUUUAAUAUUUAUAUACCAUUUUAUUUGGUAUUCUUCCAGUGAAACACGGACAGCAAUUUUGUAAAUUAAUGAUUUAUUAAUUGUAUUAAUAUUUAAAAUAAAAUCUUAAAGAUUAUAAUGUUACUUAAUAUAAUGUUAAUAAAAUUUAAAUGCAAUUUAAUUGUGUAUGACAUUGCACAAAUUUUAUAUCAUUGGUUUGUAAAGCUCAUAUUAAAAUUAUUUGCAUAGCUUAUUAUAACCUUGUCAAACAAGUACUUACAUUAAGUAGUGUUUGAUAUUUAUUCUUGUAAUCGGAUGUUAUUUUUUUUUGUGUAAGGGUGCGUCCAACUAUGCGAAUGCGCCGCCCGCAAGCUGUAUGAGUUAAGCACUAAAACCAUUGCUGCGACUGGACCCGCGAAGUUAGCGGGCGGCUCGCGUGCUGUGCUUUCGUCAUAUGGUGUGGUGGACGCACCCUAAUAUGCGCGCGAUUAUUUAUUAAUUCAUUGUUACUAUUGAUCACACAAGUGAUUAAUACGAAGUGAACAUUUUCUUUUACGAUAUAAUGGUUACGUUGUUUGUUCAGAUACGAGCGGUGUAUAAAGU
Spodoptera litura is the source of this 5015-nucleotide messenger RNA. Its product is annotated as WD repeat-containing protein 47. The record is from RefSeq and is a predicted model, not a curated record. Gene Ontology annotation, molecular function: protein binding. Lineage: Eukaryota; Metazoa; Arthropoda; Insecta; Lepidoptera; Noctuidae.